Cuscuta campestris is the source of this 449-nucleotide messenger RNA. The record is from the annotation of a GenBank genome assembly. NCBI's taxonomy places the organism in Eukaryota, Viridiplantae, Streptophyta, Magnoliopsida, Solanales, Convolvulaceae.
AAAUACAGGUAGUCAUGGUAUCUGCACAGAGUGGUUCACUGCGAAAAAUGGUGAAAGAUUGUAUUCCUCUUGAAAAUGACCCUUCGGGAUAAUGAAUCUCUUCAGCUCCUCCUCUUCAAUACUCACCUCUCUGAGAUAAAAGUGGAUGACAUCGGGCAAUUUGAGGAUACCGUGAAGUUAGAUGUUUUCUUCUUCUUCUUCUUCUUCUUUCAACGUGGGAGUAAGGGCUCCUGGGAUGUGAAAAGACCUACAGGUUAUGGUGGAUGGACUGCUUGAGGCCAGCUGAUUUGAAAAACUAUAGGUUAAUCGGUGGAAGAACUGCCAAUCUGAAAGGGCUUUGGUGAAAUCCUCUCUUUCACAGGAGUGUACCAUUUUCCAGGCUACAUCAUUUUACACUAUUGCUUCAUACUCCCUUUGGUCCCAUUCAAGUAUCUCUCCAGACAAAUUUG